Molecule: messenger RNA, 705 nt
Organism: Thrips palmi
Lineage: Eukaryota; Metazoa; Arthropoda; Insecta; Thysanoptera; Thripidae
Exons: 2
Coding region: 54-548 (164 amino acids)
Cellular component (GO): ciliary base
Source: RefSeq, a predicted model, not a curated record
CUGAGUGCACUAAUUGGCAAUAAUUUCAGUUCAGCUGUGGGCAAUCUAUCAUCAUGGCUCAGGAGAAAAGAAAAGUUGACUUAGGAACUGACUAUUUGGCAUGGAAGAAAGUUUAUGAACGGGAGAAACGUUUUUUUUAUAUACGCACUAAGUUUGUUCCCAACUUGAAAGGUACAUAUUCUCUCAGACCAGGAGGAGUUAAAAAAAGAUUCUACUGUAAUUACAUUUUUUGCUUCACAGCUGAAUGUAUCACUGGAAAAUCCUAUGCCAAGCACGAUGUCAUGUGUAAAGAGAAAGCAGAUCAAAAUUUUGUGAAAAUGAUAAAAGAACAAAGCACUAAGGGACCAAGAGAUCAGAGUGAACAUCCUACCACUGAAAAUCAGCGAUACGGAUGGUAUCCAGAAUUGCAGCCAGUUCAAAAAUUUGACCCACGUUUAUACCAUGCCCAUCAAAAGUCUCACAUAACUUGGCUGGCAGAACAAAUUCUCCUUGGUACUAGAGACAUGCCAAAACCACCACCCUUCACAGGAAUUCCAUUCAAAACAUAAUGACUCCAAAAAAAAUGACAAUUUUAUCAUUUCAUUUCAAAAAGAAACAAAAAUGAUUCUGUAACAAGCAAGAAGCACAAUUUGUUUCUGCAUAACACUUUAUUUUGGUAAAUUUCUGAAGCUCAACGACGAGUACUCUUAGAUUGAAUAAACAAAA